Messenger RNA from Choloepus didactylus (southern two-toed sloth), 2262 nucleotides. It is a transcript of the gene SPATA16, whose product is annotated as spermatogenesis associated 16. Gene Ontology annotation, biological process: spermatogenesis. Gene Ontology annotation, cellular component: Golgi apparatus. Lineage: Eukaryota; Metazoa; Chordata; Mammalia; Pilosa; Megalonychidae. Bases 131 to 1840 code for a protein of 569 amino acids. Gene Ontology annotation, molecular function: protein binding. The transcript has 11 exons. The record is from RefSeq and is a predicted model, not a curated record.
UAGCGUGGCCGCCGAUUGGGACGUUUGGACCCGGACGUGGCCAGAUGCUGCAGCUUGGUGGAGUCCAGAGCUUCUCCCCGCCCCCCGCCGGGCUGAGCCAAGACUGCCUAGGAGAUUUGGGGGAGAAUCAAUGGAUUCAGGAAGCAGGAGUUUGGAGAAUACAGUGAAUAGGGUCUAUCAUGAUCAGCUUGUUCCAAAGAUAAACACAAGCAAGAAAAUGUCCACCUUAUCAAACCCAUCUAACAUCCUGGAAAAGCCACAAGAGAUUAAGAAAAACUGUGGAGAAAAACAGGUAGAAAUAACAGCCAAAAGAUUAAAAAUGGCAAAGAGCAUGAAAGAAAAACAAAGCAAUGAUGUAGAGAAAGUGGCCUUUAAAAGGAAGGCAGAAGGUGAAGAAAAGCCAACUGGAAAGAAAGAAGCAAAGAUAAUGGAACUAGACAAUCAGUUAAUCACCAUGCCUCUGCCUCACAUUCCCUUAAAGAACAUAAUGGAUGUGGAAAUGAAGUUGGUCUACAUUGAUGAAGAGGACGUGAGCUUUGAGUUUGUAGAGUCCUUCACGAACACUGGGAUCCAGCCAACAUGCCGAGCUGCUGAAAUAGUAGACCCUUCGAGCAUACCUAAUUUCAGUUUUCUGCCUCAGAUUGACAAAUGGCUUCAGGUUGCCUUAAAGGAUGCCAGCUCUUGCUAUAGACAAAAGAAAUAUGCCGUGGCUGCAGGACAGUUCAGAACAGCACUUGAGCUUUGCAGCAAAGGGGCAGCUCUGGGAAAAACAUUUGAAGCAUCUGCUGAGGAUAUAGCAAGUGUGGCAAGUUUCAUCGAGGCAAAGCUUGUUACUUGCUAUCUACGAAUGAGGAAACCCGAUCUUGCCCUGAAUCAUGCACACAGGAGCAUUGUUUUAAACCCAGCCUAUUUCCGAAAUCAUCUUCGUCAGGCAACAGUGUUUAGAUGUCUGGAGAGAUAUUCAGAAGCUGCCCGGAGCGCCAUGGUUGCUGACUACAUGUUCUGGCUCUGUGGAGGAAGCGAACAGUGUAUAAGCAAACUCAUCAAACUGUACUGGCAGGCCAUGAUUGAAGAAGCCAUCACCAGAGCCGAAUCUUUCUCAGUGAUGUACACACCAUUUGCAACAAAGAUUAGAGCCGAUAAAAUAGAAAAAGUAAAAGAGGUUUUCACAAAAACUCAUCCUGUGUAUGUGGAGUAUAUCUACACAGAUCUUCAGGGACUCCAUGUGUUGCCUCAAACAAUCAAUUGGGCAUCUUUUCCUCCCCAACAAUAUCUCUUGACUCUUGGGUUCAAAAACAAAGAAGAUGGGAAAUUUCUGGAAAAAGUAUCAAAUAGGAAGCUGCCAACGUUUAUAGAACAUAAAACUCCCUUCGGUCUGCUGACCAGAGAAGACACAGUGAGACACAUGGAGACAAUGGGGAAGCGAAUCUUGCCAAUAUUGGAUUUUAUUAGAAGCACACAAUUGAAUGGAAGUUUCCGUGUAUGCUCAGGUGUGAUGGAGAAGUUGCAAUAUGCCAGCGUCCUCAGCCGGCUGCAGAGAGUAAAGGAACAGUCCCAGGUGAUUAAUCAAGCAAUGGCGGAGUUAGCAACCAUCCCCUAUCUACAGGACAUCAGUGAACAAGAGGCGGAAUUGCUGCAGUCACUAAUGGCAGAUGCUAUGGACACCCUUGAAGGAAGAAGAAACGAGAAAGAACGUGUGUGGAAUACAAUCCAAAAGAUUGGACAAAUUGAAGAUUUUCUGUACCAAUUGGAAGAUAGUUUCUUAAAAACCAAAAAACUGAGGACUGCUCGAAGGCAGAAAACGAAAAUGAAGCGGCUUCAAACGGUGCAGCAAAGCUAGUCACUGGAGAGCAGGCGUCACCACUAAGGCAUCCCAGAGGAAAAGGCAAGGGCAGUUACCAGACAGACCAUGACAGCCGGCAGCAAAGGCCGAUAGCCACAGGAAGGAGGGGCACUUCCCCCUGGCUCAUCUGUAGCAACCAGUUUCUAUACCUCAUUAGUCUCAGUUGGCAGCAAUAAACGUUCUCGGCAAGUUUGACUUGACUCCUGUUCAAAUGUAUCUUGUUUAAAUAACUGAUAAAAUAACCAUUGCUGCCACUUUCACCUGCCUUGUUUUUUCAAAAUUGACUAAGGUAUACCAGUUCUGCACAGGUAUGUUCAUGGUAUGCCUGUAUAAUCAUGCAUAUUCACUAAGGUUAUUCAUAAAGAUGUGGGCAGACAAUAUAAAUGCAAAUUAAAAAUUAUAAAACUGAUAUUAUACCU